AUGCAGUCAUCGGAACUGCGGGCGAGUUGCGCCGGCAGACCCGACGUGCUGCAGGCCGGCAUUCGUCAAUGGUUGGAGCCAAGAAGCGAGGUCAAGGAGCCUAGAACGCCGUUUUCCCCGUCAAGAAACGCUGGAACCGCUCCCGAGCUACUGGAUAUCCAUGGCCUGAUGUCCGUUGGAAGAGCGCCCCCUGAAUAA
Colletotrichum truncatum is the source of this 198-nucleotide messenger RNA. The record is from RefSeq and is a predicted model, not a curated record. NCBI's taxonomy places the organism in Eukaryota, Fungi, Ascomycota, Sordariomycetes, Glomerellales, Glomerellaceae.